Molecule: messenger RNA, 951 nt
Organism: Giardia duodenalis
Lineage: Eukaryota; Fornicata; Diplomonadida; Hexamitidae
Product: G beta-like protein GBL
Exons: 1
Coding region: 1-951 (316 amino acids)
Biological process (GO): regulation of actin cytoskeleton organization; TOR signaling
Cellular component (GO): TORC2 complex; TORC1 complex
Molecular function (GO): protein binding
Source: RefSeq, a predicted model, not a curated record
AUGGAAGAGGUCGUCAUUGCCACGGGGAGCUACGACGGGUCGAUCAAGCUCUGGCGGCCGACCUCUGAAAGUGCGCUCCGCACGCUGAACUUCGGAAAGGUCGCCAACGGGCUGGCCCUCAGCGCGGACCGGAAAGUCCUGCUUGCAGCCGGGUUCUCCGCCACGACCGUUUAUGACCUCGGCUCUGCCGGGCGGGACCCAGUCGCCGCCUUCGACGGACACCUCUCCAACGUCACAGGAUGCUGCUUUCUCCAGGGCGACUCGACCGUCGCCAGCGUGGGCGAGGACGGACGCCUUCUGCUCUUCGACACCCGCGGGGGGAAGCAGACUAGCUGCAUCGUCCACGACGCGGCCCUCAACACGCUCUCUGUCGCGUGCGACCGGGGGGAUGCGGCGCUCCUCGUCACGGGAGAUCAGGAGGGUCGCCUGCUUGCGUACGAUCUGCGCCAGCCCCGGCACCCCUUCGCAACGACGGUCGCGUUCGAGUGCGACGUCGGCGUCCGUUCGGUCAGCUGCGCCCCGGGGGCUCAAAUCCUCGCGUGCUCUGACGGGCGGGGCAUCGUCCGCGUCUACGCCUACAAGGGCAGCAGCCACUUCUUCGCGCCUCAGCAGUCCAUCCAGGCGCACUUGGAUGCCGUGAUGCACGUCAACCUCUCUCCGGACGGGGCCGUCCUGGCGACGUGCAGCGCCGACAAGACUUGCAAGAUCUGGUCCGUUGCUCUUGAGGAGGACUGCUAUCUGACGCGCGCCCGCGUGCUGGGGACAAACGAGGCCACGGUCUGGGCGAGCGCCUUUAGUGCGGACUCGGCGUGCAUCAUCACGGCCGCAGACAAGAGCGCGAAGCUCUGGAACAUCGCGGGCGACCCGACCGACAAGUAUGUCUACGCCUACAACGGGCACUCGCACACCGUGACGACGGUGGUUCUCGGAGACGUCCGCCUUCCCCUGUGA